AUGAAUUAAUAAAAUAAGAGAAAGUUCAAUGUUCUUGAAUACCUAAAAAAUCCAUAUCAUUUGCCCCAAAAAUAAGACAAAUUUGACAUCCCACAAACUUGCAAGUCUGGCUCAAGGACUAAUCAAAGAAGAUUCUAUAGACCCUAUAAACAUUAGACUCUUUUUCCAGAAUUGAAUAGUACCAAUGCACUUUAUUUGAGCAAAACCAGCCAAUAAUUUAGGUAAUCUAGAUAGGAUUGGUAAGGAGAAUUGUAGAUUUGUCUUUAAAGUUAAUCGAUUAGAGGAGUGCCCAAUACAAGUAAAGUUACAUAACUCUUUAUGAAAUCCUUACAUAAUUCUUCCUCUAGUCAAUUGCUGAAAAAAUAACUACCAGAGUUAAAGCCCUUAUUGGAAGUCUAAGCCCAUAAAUUGUUUUGA
Messenger RNA from Paramecium tetraurelia, 417 nucleotides. RefSeq lists its product as uncharacterized. The transcript is spliced from 2 exons. The record is from RefSeq and is a predicted model, not a curated record. NCBI's taxonomy places the organism in Eukaryota, Ciliophora, Oligohymenophorea, Peniculida, Parameciidae.